Molecule: messenger RNA, 2611 nt
Organism: Dalotia coriaria
Lineage: Eukaryota; Metazoa; Arthropoda; Insecta; Coleoptera; Staphylinidae
Product: jouberin-like
Exons: 3
Coding region: 110-2470 (786 amino acids)
Biological process (GO): motile cilium assembly
Cellular component (GO): ciliary basal body
Molecular function (GO): protein binding
Source: RefSeq, a predicted model, not a curated record
AACGAAAAAUCAAUGUUAAUACAAACAAAAACGAAUAAAUUCAGCUAUUUAGUUUCGUCCAGCCUUUCUAACAUAUUUGUACGUAAAAACUAAUUAAUUCAGAAAUAAAAUGAAGAGAUCCGAUAAAAGAGCCAAGUUAAAAACAACAGCUUCUAAAGAGCACUUAAUAAAAAGUGAUGAUGAUGAUGAAAUUAAUUAUGCGUAUGACAACAGUAAUACUCUCACGGAAGUUCAAGAAUUUUCCAAUGAAACGGACGAUCCUCAAAUUACCGAGGAAAAACGUUACGUAAUGCAAAAGUUUCUUCAAAACAAAUCACCACGACGCAAUAAAGAUAAUACAAACGUACUUCAAAACAUAACACCACCACAUAAACUCCAUCAAACCAAUAAAAACGAUGAUAAUGAAGAUGCCAGUUCUGGAAUAUCAAAUAUUUCUAAUGCUACAUAUGAUGCUCCUUCAAGCUCCAGACUAACAAGUUUCCUUCAGAAGAAAAAUAGUUUAGUGGACGUGACAAAGGCCAAUGAGAAUAUUGAAAUGACGUCAAUUCAAAACGCAGAUCAAACAGAAGAAAUAAAUGAUCAAAUUAAUAACGAAUCUGAAUCAAAUUUGGAUAAUAUAAAUAAAACUAAAAAACGAGACAAAGCAAAACGUAAGAUAAAUCGAAUAAAACAUACAGCAGAUGAUGAACAACAAGAAAUUCUUGAUCUACCACAAAACCAAAACAUAAAUGACGAAAAGUCUAUUGUAAAUCAAGUGCUUGCCAUACAUAUUAUAAAAACCAAUCGGCUACAAUUAAAUUCAUAUUUGUUAGGUGCAUUCGUAAGAAUUCAUUUCAUCGAUAGCGAGACCAACGAGUACGUGAAGAAAUCUGACCCACAGAGAUGUGUUAACAUACAUAAUGCAACAAAAAACUUGCGCAUUGACUACAUUGAUUCCUUCACAACGCAAGUGUUUAAUUUCAUGCACUAUAAUCAAGAAUGUCCUCUUUGGAAUGAAGCAAUCGUCAUAAACGAUGAUUACUCAUACCUUCAAAAUCAUCACACCAUGAUGAUAUUCUUUGAAAUCGUUGAAUCCGCAAUGAAUCAAAUAGUUGCGUGGGCAUUUUUAAAACCACAAAGCAAUUACGAGCGAAACUUACGCUUGCAACUUUAUCAUUCACAGAAUUUACAAACGGACUCAAAAUACAACAGUUACAACUGGUGGAAACAGAAAAAGAUGCGCAAAUAUCCUUCCACGUUGUAUGUUAGACUAAAUGAAACAAGUAUGGCUGAAAAUGUCUCAAACACUAAAGUCAAACGAUCUAGUGAACCAAAAGAAAUGUCUACUGAAAUUCUAGGAGAUGUAUUAAUCAACAAAGAAAAAGUGUUGCAACCUUUACCAAAACUGGAUAAAUUAUUCAAACUUUCAAAACAUAAAGUGAUGGAAAUUCCAGUUGGAGAUCUAGGCUGUUUGAUUCACAAGUUUAGUAAUAAUGGUGCAUAUCUGGCAUUUGCCACUUCAGAAGAUAAUAUGUAUAAAAUUAUUACUUAUGAACUCUCGAAUCAUAGAGAAUUAUGUCGGCUGGAACAUCAUGACGGUUUAAUAUAUGAUUUGAUGUGGUCGAGCGAUGACACACAAUUAUUCUCAGCAUCUGCUGAUAGUACAGUUGCGAUUUGGGACGUUCCGAUGCAAAAACUUGAAAGCGUCUUAUCUCAUCCAAGUUAUGUUUAUUGUUGUGUACUAUUUAAUGACAAAUACAUAGCGACCGGUUGUUUUGACCAUCGCAUUCGAUUUUGGUCUUUAGCAUCAUAUGCACUUGAGACCGAAUUAAAAGAACACAAAGGAUAUGUGACAUCCAUUUGCUUUGAUAAAGAAAAUAACUUCAUGUACAGCGCUGACUCAACCGGAUGUAUUUUAAGAUGGCAGAACAGAAAAAAUGUUUGGAGUCUCAAACAAAGUGUUUCAGUAAUGGACAUGAAAGACGUAACAAUUAAUCAAAUUAUAUUGCAUCGACGCGGAAGGCGAUUGAUUGUCAAUUACAGAGACGGGCAUAUUCGUCUGGUAGAUAUUAAAACGGGCUAUGUUCUAGCCACAUUUAAUAAAGGAUCAAAUAAAAAAGCGAACAUGAAGUGUGUACUCACACCAUGCAAUGCAUACUUAUUAUCGGGCACAGAAAGUGGCGAUGUUUAUGUGUGGCAAGUUGAUAAUGAAAAGGUUGAGCAAGUGUUUUCGCCAUAUCAUGAAGCGGUUGCAAUACAUUGCAUUCAAUAUGAACCGAAACACAAUUUGAUUGCUGUGAGUCACUUUAGCAAAUGCAUGCCAAUUAUAGUAUAUGGACCAAAAACAAAUGAGCAAGUGCAGUCUGUGAGAACAACUCUGGCUCAAUUGGUGACUCAUACCAAUACCGAAAACAGUUUGGCUAAAGUGGAGAAAGGUGCUAACUUUAGAAUGAUUUUAGAGAAAUUUGAUAAAAUCAUAAUCAAAAGUUGAAAAUAAUCUUAAGUCAAUAAUAUUUUAUAAUAUAUAUAACAAACUUUGAGAUUGGAAAAGGUGUAUCACUAAAUAAAUUAUUUAUUUAUUGCUGAUGGUAAUAAAUUAUGCCUUCUCAUGUUGCUCAGGACUCCAUCUAAA